AUGAGUUCCAUUGAUACCUCUUACAUUGAGGCCCUCGUGCAGGGCUUGGACUGGAAGAGCCUUGCCACUGCCAUUGUCGUGGUGCCUAUUCUUAGCAUCACUGCUUGGUGGAUUGUGUCAUAUUUCACUUCUCCCCUCCGAAAGUUUCCUGGGCCGACUCUGGCUGGCUGGACCAACCUUUGGCGUCUCUCCGUGGUCAGAAAAGGAAGCUAUCACGUCAAGAUCAAGGAGCUUCACAACAAAUAUGGCCCUGUUGUUCGAAUCGGACCCAACACUCUUGACUUUGACUUUCCCGAGUUGAUCAAGACUCUUUAUGGCACUGAUGGCAAGUGGAAGAAGACCGAGUUCUAUCACAACAACAGCGCCGUCGUCAAUGGCAAGAUCACCUACCAUCUCUUCAGUACCACUGAUCAGGCCGAACAUGCUCGUAUGAAGCGUCCCGUCGUUAAAUACUACUCCCAGAGCAGCGUCAUUGGGCUCGAGUCACUCUUUGACUCGCUCAUCGGCGACUUUUGCGGUCACCUUGAGAAAAGAUUCAUGAAUGGUACCGAGCCUACAGAAUGCGAUCUGGGAGAGUGGAUUGGUUUCUAUUCCUGGGAUGCCAACGGCGCUGCCUCCUUCAGCCAACGCUUUGGAUACAUGGACAAGGGCUAUGACUACGACGGCACCAUUUCCAUUGCCGACAAGGCUCUUGACUACUUCGCCGCUGUCGGCCAGAUGCCCUUCUUGGAUUUCCUCCUUGACAAGAACCCCGUCAUGCGAAUUGGUCCUCCCAACUUGGGUAACAUUACUCGCAUUUCUCUUGAACACUUGAUCUCUCGACUUCAGGGCAAGGAUACCAACUACAACCCCAAGGUCCCCGACUUCUUGCAGCACUUUAUCGAGUCCAAGGAGACUCAUCCUGACCUUGUCAAUGAUGGCAUCAUCAUGGGUUACCUGCUAGUUAACCUUCUUGCCGGAGCUGAUACUACUGCCAUCACCAUUCGUGCCAUCUUUUGGUACGCUCUUCAUAACCCUAGGGCGUACAAGAAGCUUGAAGAGGAAAUUGUUGCUGCGGAUUUGGCCGAUGUUGCUUCUUUCAGCUCUGCCCGUGCUCUGCCAUACUUGGAGGCCUGUGCCCGCGAGGCUAUGCGUAUGCACCCUGGUGUCUGCAUGCUCCUUGAGCGUUAUGUGCCCGAGACUGGUCUAAAGCUGCCCGAUGGUAGCUUUGUCCCUCCUGGUACCGCUGUGGGCAUUAACCCAUACGUCGCUGGCCGAAACAAGACCAUCUGGGGAGAGGAUGCUGACACUUAUCGCCCCGAACGAUGGCUCCAGGGCGAAGGCGAGACCGACGCUGCUUACAAGGAGCGACUUCGCCUUUACAAUGCUGCAGACCUUACCUUUGGAGGUGGUUCUCGAGUGUGCAUUGGACGCAAUCUUGCCCAGCUUGAGCUUUACAAGAUUGUGGCCACUCUGAUUAAAAAGUAUGAGAUCUCACUGGUGGAUCCUGACCAGCCUUGGGUUGUCACUGGCAGCUGGUUCCCUCGACAGAAGGGUCUCAAGUGUUACUUGAAGAAGCGAGAGUAG
This is a messenger RNA of Fusarium vanettenii 77-13-4, 1566 nucleotides long. RefSeq lists its product as uncharacterized. Gene Ontology annotation, molecular function: oxidoreductase activity, acting on paired donors, with incorporation or reduction of molecular oxygen; monooxygenase activity; heme binding. The coding region runs from base 1 to 1566 and encodes 521 amino acids. The record is from RefSeq and is a predicted model, not a curated record. The transcript is spliced from 6 exons. Lineage: Eukaryota; Fungi; Ascomycota; Sordariomycetes; Hypocreales; Nectriaceae.